This is a messenger RNA of Zasmidium cellare ATCC 36951, 723 nucleotides long. Its product is annotated as carbohydrate esterase family 4 protein. The coding region runs from base 1 to 723 and encodes 240 amino acids. Gene Ontology annotation, molecular function: hydrolase activity, acting on carbon-nitrogen (but not peptide) bonds. The record is from RefSeq and is a predicted model, not a curated record. Gene Ontology annotation, biological process: carbohydrate metabolic process. Lineage: Eukaryota; Fungi; Ascomycota; Dothideomycetes; Mycosphaerellales; Mycosphaerellaceae. Gene Ontology annotation, cellular component: membrane. The transcript has a single exon.
AUGGCGACCCAAACGGCCGUCUUUGCCAUCAUUCUCCUGGUCGUGGUCCCGCUCUAUACCAUCUACAAGCCGCCAAAAUUCGUCAUUAGCUACUUCCAAAAUCGAUUCCCAGAAGUGCUAUUCCAGGUACAGACGGACAAGAAAAUCGUUGCGCUUACCAUCGACGACACGCCGAGCAUCUACACGAAUCAGAUCCUGGAUAUAUUGAAGGAGAAUGAGGUUUCCGCGACUUUCUUUGUCAUUGGAGGUCAGGUUCCUGGGGACGAGCAUAUCUUGACCGAUAUUGUCAGAGCGGGAAGCGAAUUGGGAAAUCAUGCCAUGCACGACGAGCCCAGCAUCUCGUUACCCAGCGCCGUUUUGGACGAUGAGAUCCAUGAGGUCGACAGGCUUAUCAACAGUGCAUACAGCGAAGCCAGCCGGGAUCGGCAGAAUCACUUCUUCAGGCCAGGAUCUGGAGUGUUCAGUCGAAGGAUUCUGGAUGUUGCGACCACUGCAGGCUACAGGACGAUUCUCGGCAGUAUCUACCCUCACGACCCAUUUAUCAACGUCUGGAGGCUGAAUGCAUGGCACAUUUUGAGUAUGCUACGACCUGGCGCCGUCAUCAUCUGCCACGAUCGCAGAUCUUGGACAGUGCCCAUGCUGAAGAAAGUGGUACCGGCCAUGAAGAAGAAAGGCUACGAAGUCGUUUCUCUAUCCAAGUUUCUUGAGAUGAGCAAGCCCUGA